Molecule: messenger RNA, 1251 nt
Organism: Plasmodium gonderi
Lineage: Eukaryota; Apicomplexa; Aconoidasida; Haemosporida; Plasmodiidae
Product: variable surface protein
Exons: 4
Coding region: 1-1251 (416 amino acids)
Source: RefSeq, a predicted model, not a curated record
AUGAUUAAAAUAUUAUUGAAUAGAACGACUACAGUGAAAUAUAUUGCUUUUAAUAGUAGCCAUGAGAAGAGACAUGAUGAAUGCAUAGAUAUAAAUAUUAAAUAUACAAAUGAAAUUAAGGAACAAGUUGAAAUUUUUGAAAGAAAUAUUUAUACAGAUUAUUGCAAUGAAUGGGAACAAUUAUGUAAAGUUAUAAAAGAGCUAAAAGAACAGAUAAAAGAAUGCCUUAGUAAAGGACAUAUAAAAUUUCAAAUAAAUGAAGAACAAAAAAUAAAUAAAUUUACUGUAAAAUAUGCUGAUAAAUCCGAUUAUGUUUUAAAAACAAGGUCUCUUGAAGAAAAUGGCACUAAAUUAACAUCAAACACAAUAAAUCCUCGAGCUAAUAAAAAGGAACUGUUUGAUAAUAAGUCUGAGUCAGGUAAAAAGGAAAAUAUUUUACAAUAUCAAAAAGAUGUAAAAUCUCCUUCUAGAUCAUUUGAUACAGAGGUUACAGAUAAUGGAUCAUUAGAUAAUAGUGUGUCUAAUGCACAUGUACAGCUAAGUUCUUCUUCAGAAACUAGAACUGACGCAGAUGAUUCAACAAGUAAAACAUUAGACACCCAUGCAAGUGAAGUUCCUUCACAUUCAACCUCUACUGAAGAAUCUGUAUCGCAGUCUAAAUUGAAAAGUACUAGUGACAUUCUUGUUCUUAUGACCCAUGAUAAUGCCGAUUCUAUGAGUGUAAACCCAGAGAGUUCAGUCACACGUCAUAUAGGUACAGAUGAUUCAAGCGAUAGAAGUUUAUCCCAAAGAGAUUCAACAAAUAAUCACAGAGAUACUGAGAAUUUAAAUAAUAGUCAAGAACCUACUCACGAUACACCUACUGUUGCAUCAUCAGCUGUUUUAGAAUCGAAUACUGUUUCCAUUAAUCGUAUAUAUACGCCCAAUGGAUCUAUGGAUAAUAUAAGCCACGGUACAGUUACCGUUACUGAGGGAUCAGCUAAUACUGAACUUCAUAAUGUUGCAGUCAUACUUAAUGAAAAUGGCGAAGAAACAUCAAUUAGAACAUAUAUCAUAUUUAUUUUAUUGCCUGUGCUCAUUCUUUUGAUAUUUAUACUCCUUAUUAAAUUCACUCAUUUGAGAAAGCUUUUUACUAAAAAAAAAAGGAAGAAACAAAAAAAGAUGAAUGAAAAAAUACAUGGGGUACUAUUAGGACCAUCUGUUGAUAGGGAUAAACAUAUCCAAUUUACAUAUAGCUAUUUUGAAUAUUAA